GAAGAAAGAAACAGAGCUAGAGCUACUACUUAAAAAAAACAGAGUAACUCUCAGUGUGAGAAACUUUAACACUCUUUCAAAAGCCUAAAGUGAGAAAAAUAAAAAACCUUUAGAUGGGUUCUUGUAAAGAAGAAGAAGAACCAAAAUGGUUGUGGGUUAAUGGACCUAUUAUAGUAGGUGCAGGUCCUUCUGGUUUAGCAGUUUCAGUUUGUCUUAAAGAAAAUGGAGUCCCUUCACUAAUUCUUGAGAGAAGUGAUUGUAUUGCUUCUUUAUGGCAACACAAAACUUAUGAUCGCUUAAAACUUCAUCUCCCUAAACAAUUCUGUCAGCUCCCAUUGUUUGAUUUCCCUGAAAAUUUCCCAAAAUACCCUACUAAACACCAGUUCAUUUCUUACUUGGAAGAAUAUGCUAAACACUUUUCUAUAACCCCCAAGUUCAAACAGAGUGUUAAAGUUGCUGAAUUUGAUGAGGUUUGUGGGUUUUGGAGAGUACAGACUGAAGAUUUUCAGUAUUUGUCAAAGUGGUUGAUUGUAGCAACAGGGGAAAAUGCAGAAGCAGUGAUACCAGAAAUUCCAGGGAUUGAUAAGUUUAAAGGAAGAUUAAUGCAUACAAGUGUUUAUAAAACUGGUACUGAAUUUAUUAAUCAAAGGGUUUUGGUAAUUGGAUGUGGGAAUUCUGGUAUGGAAGUAAGCUUAGACCUUUGUAGACAUAAUGCCUUUCCUCACAUGGUGGUCAGAAAUUCUGUGCAUAUUUUACCUAGGGAAAUGUUAGGAAUAUCAACAUUUUCAAUAGCUAUGGCACUUCUCAAAUGGAUGCCUUUAAGAAUAGUUGACAAGUUCCUAUUACUAGUUGCUAACUUGACCUUAGGUAGUACUGACAAGUUAGGUCUCCGGCGACCAAAAACCGGUCCACUUGAACUGAAAAAUGCCACCGGAAAAACUCCGGUACUCGACGUCGGAGCAUUAUCACAAAUAAGAACUGGAAAAAUUCAGAUAAUGCCAGGUGUGAAGGAAAUUACUAAAUUAGGUGCAAAAUUUUUAGAUGGCAAAGAAGAAGAAUUUGAUUCAAUAAUCUUAGCAACAGGAUACAAAAGCAAUGUGCCUUCUUGGUUUAAGAAUAGUGAUUUCUUCACAGAGCAAGGGAUGCCAAAGACACCAUUUCCAAAUGGUUGGAAAGGGGAAAAUGGAUUAUAUACAGUGGGAUUUACAAGAAGAGGAAUUUUAGGGACUGCAAAUGAUGCAAAAAACAUUGCCAGGGACAUUAGUGAACAAUGGAGAGAAUUAAAGAGCUUCUGUAAAAACUUUUGUACUAGAAGAAAUCUAUCAGAUAGCCAGGGUAUUUGUUUUUAGACUUUUUAGUUACAGAAUUAGAUAGUAAAAUUUUCCAAAAAGGGUCUUUAAGUUUUGGAAAAAGUAGUUAGGGAGUUCAUAAAGUGCAAUUUUAGUUUUUCAAUAUUUUCGACAAGAGGAAAGUUCGUCUUUCUAUCUUCUUGUUUUCUUCCUCCUAUCAAACUCUUUUGUCAAUUUUGUAA
Molecule: messenger RNA, 1531 nt
Organism: Solanum dulcamara
Lineage: Eukaryota; Viridiplantae; Streptophyta; Magnoliopsida; Solanales; Solanaceae
Product: probable indole-3-pyruvate monooxygenase YUCCA4
Exons: 4
Coding region: 114-1349 (411 amino acids)
Biological process (GO): auxin biosynthetic process
Molecular function (GO): flavin adenine dinucleotide binding; NADP binding; N,N-dimethylaniline monooxygenase activity
Source: RefSeq, a predicted model, not a curated record